This is a messenger RNA of Exophiala dermatitidis NIH/UT8656, 759 nucleotides long. Its product is annotated as microsomal epoxide hydrolase. The transcript is spliced from 5 exons. The coding region runs from base 1 to 759 and encodes 252 amino acids. The record is from RefSeq and is a predicted model, not a curated record. NCBI's taxonomy places the organism in Eukaryota, Fungi, Ascomycota, Eurotiomycetes, Chaetothyriales, Herpotrichiellaceae.
AUGGCACCUGAUCUUGUUGGUUACGGGAAGACAUCUCGAUCUGUGAAUCUUGAUGACUAUCGACUGCAUGCAAUCAGUCAAGACGUGGUCGAUAUUCUGGACCAUGAAAUAUCAGAUCCUGUCUUUGGUGUUGGCCAUGACUGGGGAGUGACACUUCUCUCACGUAUGGAAUUCCACCACCCGCAGCGCUUUGCAAAAUUGGCAUUCCUAACCAUCGGAUGCAGCCCCUUGGGGCAGCGCUUUGAUCUUGACACGGUCAACGGCAUUCGCGACCCGAAUGCAGUCGAAAUCAUCAACAGCCAUUCUGAGUCGAUGAUGUCCAUCAUGUAUGCUCAAGAUCCGUCUUUGUGGAAGGCCCAUUUUGGUAGCAUUGGGAGGCUCAAGGAGUGGCUUCUGCACGACCAGCGCACCGCCAUCGGGAGCUGGUGCGAGGAAAAGGACCGUGCCAUUCACAAGGAAGCUUUCACGGCAGAUGGCGGCUAUGCUGCACCAUUACUGUGGUAUCAUGGGUUGGUGAACAACAUCUCUGUUGCUGAUGAGUGUGCACACGCCUGUGAAGGAUACCAGCACCGGAAGCCCUUGCUGAUGCUUGUGGCAAGCAAUGACCCAAUUGCCAUCCCAGGAGCGCAGCUGGAUAUGACCCGUCAAUACGCUCCAGACUUGGCAGUGAAAGAGCCCCCGCCUGGUCACUGGGUGAUGCUAGAGGCAAAAGACGCAGUCAACAAAGAGCUACGCGACUUUUUCGAGAAGUUUGCAUGA